AUGUCCGAAGAAAACCACACCGCUACCCAAAAGGCCGAAGAGAUCCAACAACAAGUUGCCGCCGAGGGCGAAACCGUCGAGCAAAAGAUCCAGGAAACCGCCAAGGAGACCGAGCAAAAGGCCGAGGAAGUCAAGGACGCCGCCGUCAAGGACACCAAGGACGCUGCCGCCAAGGCCUCCGAGACCGCUGACAAGAAGACCGAGGAGGCCAAGAAGGCCAGCCCAGUCAAGAAGUGGAUGAACAAGUUGAAGAAGCUUUUGAACUGA
This is a messenger RNA of Lachancea fermentati, 267 nucleotides long. The record is from the annotation of a GenBank genome assembly. Lineage: Eukaryota; Fungi; Ascomycota; Saccharomycetes; Saccharomycetales; Saccharomycetaceae.